AUGGUCAAACCUGUCCAUGCAGCUUUCCAGUAUCUGAAGGAGACCUACAAGGAUGCCGGAGACAGGCUCUUCAUCAGAGACUCUAGUGAUAGGACAAGGGGUAAUGAGUUCAAACAUAAACAAAGGAAGUUCAGGAGCUGCCGUGGCUGCAGUCUGGAGGCAGAGAGCAAAAUGCUGGAGAAGAUUCAGAAGGCGCUCACGAUUCGUAGUGUCACCAUCAGGGAGAUGCUGGCAGAAGCGCUGGGGAUGUACAUCCUCAUGGUCUUUGGCCUGUCUUCUGUGGCACAAGUGGUAUUAGGAAGACAAAACUUUGGGCAGCAUCUGAGCAUCAAUUUGGGAUUUGGCAUUGGUGUUACCUUGGGCAUCCAUGCGGCUGGAGGAAUCUCUGAAGCUCAUCUGAAUGCUGCCAUCACCAUCACACACUGCAUUUUAGGAAGUCUCCCUUGGACAAAGCUCCCGGCUUAUCUGAUCGGCCAGUUCCUGGGCUCCUUUACAGCAGCUGCCACUGUCUUUGGCCUCUACUAUGAUGCUCUGCACGAAUACACCAAGGGGAACUUCACAGUGACAGGACCUACGGCCACGGCGUCGAUCUUCUCCACCUACCCUGCUCCCUAUAUGUCCUUGCCGGGAAGCUUCUUCACAGAGUUUCUAGCAACAGCGAUGCUGCUCCUGGGCAUUCUGAUCAUCCACGAUGAGAAAAACAACGGGGCCCUGAAAGGCACACAAGCCCUGCUCACGGGUAUCCUUGUCCUGGGCAUCGGCCUGGGGAUGGGGAUGAACACAGGCUAUGCCAUAAACCCCUCCCGGGACCUGCCUCCCAGGAUCUUCACAGCAAUUGCUGGCUGGGGAACUGAUGUCUUCACGGCUGGACAUCACUGGUGGUGGGUCCCACUCACAGCACCGAUUCUGGGAAGUCUGGCUGGUGUUUUCAUCCACAAAAUCUUCAUUGAUUUUCAUAAUCUACCUGUCACAGGAAGUGAGAAUGAGAAAGGACAGAGAACGGUGGAGGUUUCUACGCUGUGA
Messenger RNA from Nestor notabilis (Kea), 1023 nucleotides. RefSeq names its product aquaporin-7-like. Gene Ontology annotation, molecular function: water channel activity; glycerol channel activity; urea transmembrane transporter activity. Bases 1 to 1023 code for a protein of 340 amino acids. The transcript has 7 exons. The record is from RefSeq and is a predicted model, not a curated record. Gene Ontology annotation, cellular component: basolateral plasma membrane; plasma membrane. Lineage: Eukaryota; Metazoa; Chordata; Aves; Psittaciformes; Psittacidae. Gene Ontology annotation, biological process: water transport; glycerol transmembrane transport.